GUGUUACGCAUUUAUGCCUGGGCCGCGACCCUUGCCUUUGCUGGGCAACUCUUGGCGGUUCGCCUUAGGUCAGAAGCCAUGGCGAACACGCGCUUUAGACAUCACUUUAUGGACCUUACGUGCUUUAGCCGGCACCGGCGGAGCGGCGAAGGUAGCAAAAUUAUUUGGUCAUCCAGAUUUAGUGUUUCCGUUUUGUGCGGAAGAGACCGCGAGAAUUUAUAGACGGGAAGACUCUAUGCCGCACAGGGCAGUGGCACCAUGCCUCAGACAUUACAAGCAAGAUUUGAGGAAGGAUUUUUUUGGCGAAGAACCUGGCUUAAUUGGAGUGCAUGGUGAACCCUGGUCAAGAUUCAGAUCAAAGGUGUCUAAAGCUCUGGUGGCUCCGGAAGCAGCUAGAGCCGCAGUGCCAACGUUAGAUCACGUCACAGAGGAUUUUAUAUGCCGAAUGGAACGGCUAGUUGAUGGAAGACGCGAAUUGCCUAAAGAUUUCCUUACAGAGUUGUACAAGUGGGCGCUUGAAUCCGUUGGGGCGUGGGCGUUGGGUACUCGUCUGGGUUGUCUUAAGGACAACGAUGCCGAUGCUAAAGAAAUAAUUCGCUGCAUCCAUGGAUUCUUCCACAGUGUUCCUGAAUUGGAACUAUCAGCUCCGUUAUGGCGAUUGUACGCAACACCAGCGUACAAAACAUAUGUGGAAGCAUUGGAUUCUUUUAGAACACUGUGUCUGCAAAGACUGACCGAUAAGGGUGUAUGUGCGCAUAUCGCGAGACAGUCUGGUGAAAAAGUUGCUACAAUAUUGGCGUUAGACUUGUUACUGGUUGGUGUUGAUACUACAGCAGCGGCUGCAGCUAGCGCGGUUUAUUUGUUAGCUAAUAAUGAAAGAGCUCAAAGGAAAUUACAAAAAGAAUUGGACAAUAAUCUUCCUUUGGAUAAGAUUUUGAACUGUAAGGAUUUGGAUAAGCUGCCGUACCUUCGAGCCUGCAUAAAGGAAUCUCUGAGAAUCAAACCAGUUAUUUUAGGAAACGGACGCUGUAUCCAAUCAGACGCAGUCAUAUCUGGAUAUGAAGUACCCAAAGGGAGUCAUAUAGUGUUUCCACACUACAUAAUGUCGAAUGAGGAGAGAUAUUUCCCCAACCCAUCCGCGUACGUGCCUGAACGUUGGUUGCGAGACAACGAGAUCCAAAAGGCUGCUCUGGAAUGUUCUAUUUCAAAAUGUCCAAUGCAUGAGCAGCAAUCACAACACGAAACAAAAGACGAUCAAGCGUUGAUUGUUUGCCGGAAACAAAAAGAUGUUGGUAUCCACCCGUUUGCGUCUCUCCCUUUUGGAUUCGGACGGCGAAUGUGCAUAGGGAAGCGAUUUGCUGAGACUGAGCUGCAAUUGUUACUGGCUAAGACAUUCCAAAGAUACGACGUCUCGUGGAGGUACGGCGAGCUGACCUACAGUGUGACUCCUACCUACGUUCCAAACGAGCCACUCCAGUUCACUCUAACUAAACGAGAAAAACUAACGUAACAGAUUAUUACCUCAUAAAUAACUGUUGACACAAGUAACUUUCUAUUACAUAAAUAUUAAAACAACUUAUGAAUUAGUGAAAUGGUCAAAACGUAACCGACAUUAUCUAAUUAAAGUUACCUUAAAAGAUCAAGUCGAUGGUUUUCUAAAUGGUGGCCUUAAAAACACCUUUUCAGUUAAAAAAAACAAAGGCGUACUUCGCAAUGUCGAAUCUAUGCCUGCUCAAAGCUGUCACGUAAUUAUUUAAAGUUAUGGUAAGCUCGGUGAUUUAUUCAGAAUAAAAUUUAGAACAUUCCGAAUAUUUAUGUGUAAUAAAUAACAAUA
This is a messenger RNA of Hyposmocoma kahamanoa, 1834 nucleotides long. RefSeq names its product probable cytochrome P450 49a1 (gene Cyp49a1). The transcript has 7 exons. The record is from RefSeq and is a predicted model, not a curated record. Gene Ontology annotation, molecular function: heme binding; oxidoreductase activity, acting on paired donors, with incorporation or reduction of molecular oxygen; monooxygenase activity. Bases 14 to 1510 code for a protein of 498 amino acids. Lineage: Eukaryota; Metazoa; Arthropoda; Insecta; Lepidoptera; Cosmopterigidae.